This is a messenger RNA of Pseudonaja textilis, 2721 nucleotides long. NCBI's taxonomy places the organism in Eukaryota, Metazoa, Chordata, Lepidosauria, Squamata, Elapidae. The record is from RefSeq and is a predicted model, not a curated record.
AUGAGGACUCAGAUUGCAGGUCUGAAGUGUAAAGGAGAAGGAGAUAAUGACACAGAAGGCAGAAAAAGACUUAAAAGAGGAGGAUAUACAGCUUCAUUGAUAGAUGGGCGCACGCAACGCAGUAUCAAUGUCACCUUUUCUCUCAAUCCAGAUCGCCUCAAGCAAGCCAGACAGUAUGUGGAGAGAGCUAUCAAGCAAAGGAAGAUCUUUAUGGUCCAUGGUCCGUACCCCAUCAUCCGAAGACAACUUCUUGUCAGAGGCUGGGUGGAGAGGAAGUUCCCAAAGAUGCCAAAAAUGGUUGCUAAGCGGGAACGUUUCCCUGACGGCGAAGCUGAUGAAGAUGGUGAUGACACUGAUGUAACUGAUGAUGAUUAUGAAGAGGAAGAUGAGCAGGAUGAUACUGAUGGUAUCUAUAACCUCAUGUCAAGGCUGGUUCGUAACCAGAUCCCCUACUUCAUCUGGACCAAUCGGCGAGAUGUGAUCGAUUGUCGCUGCCUGCGCAAGGACCAGAUGAUGAAUCACUACGCCAAGGCAGGGACCUUCACUACCAAGGUAGGGCUGUGUCUUAACCUGCGUAACCUGCCAUGGUUUGACCAGGCUGAUGCAGAUACUUUUUUCCCACGGUGUUAUCGUCUUGGAGCUAAAGAUGAAAAACAUGCUUUCAUUGAGGACUUCCAACUCACUGCAGCCAGGAGCCUCCUCAAAGUAGUGGUGAAACGAUACUGGAAAAAACCGACUUUCCUGACAGCCUUGGAUGAAAAUCAGAAUGAGUUCCUAAGUGGUCCAGGGUCUUCAGAAGCCAAGCAUCGUGGUCGCCACAAGAAAGGGCCCAACUUCUCAGCCCAGCUGAUUGAGACAGCAAUACAUGCUUGUGAGGAGCACUUGAGCAGCCUGAAACAUCAGGACAUCGACAGAGAUUCUGGAUCUGCCUUGCAACUUUCGAAAGGACACUGGCAGGACUUUCUGCACAGCUAUUAUCAGAUAGCCCAUGAAGGGGCCCAGAUGACGCACACAGAUAGCCUCAUUGAGCGCUGUGAAGAUAUCUUGCAACGGCUGCAAAAAGUCGUCCCUCAGUUGGACAUGGAAGGGGACAGAAACAUCUGGAUUGUCAAACCAGGAGCUAAGUCCCGUGGCAGAGGCAUUAUGUGCAUGGACCGCUUAGAGGAGAUUGUGAAACUAGUGGACUGUGACCCCAUGAUUGUCAAGGACGGCAAAUGGGUGGUACAGAAAUACAUCGAGACACCCCUGCUCAUCUUUGGCACCAAGUUUGACUUGCGGCAAUGGUUUUUGGUGACUGAUUGGAAUCCCCUCACCAUCUGGUUCUAUCGACAUAGUUACAUCCGUUUCUCUACACAGCCCUUUUCCUUACACAAUCUGGAUACUUCCAUCCACCUGUGCAAUAACUCCAUCCAGAAACAUUAUGAGAAUUCCCUGAACCGCCAUUCUGAGCUUCCCUCAGACAACAUGUGGUCCUCUGAUCAAUUCCAGAUCCACCUGCGGAAAAUGGGGGCGCCCGAGGCCUGGUCCAAGGUGAUUGUGCCUGGUAUGAAGGCGGCCAUCAUUCAUGCCAUACAGACCUCUCAGGACCUCGUGGAGUUCCGCAAAAACAGCUUUGAGCUUUAUGGGGCAGACUUUCUCUUUGGAGAAAACUACCAGCCGUGGCUGAUUGAGAUCAAUGCGAGUCCCACCAUGGCAGCUUCUACGUCUAUCACCACUCAGCUGUGUGCCAGUGUGCAGGAGGAUACCUUACGAGUGGUAAUUGACCGCAAAUACGAUCGCAAUUGCAACACAGGAAACUUUGAGCUCCUCUAUAAACAGGCUGCCGUGGAGAUUCCCCAGUACAUUGGCAUUAGCCUUUUGGUAGAAGGAUGCACAGUGAAGAAGCCUCAACCUCCACCCCAAAGAAGCCCCCCGCCAGCCACUGACACCAAGAAUGGCUGCCCUGCUCCACAGCCGCAAAGAGUUCCUAAACCGAUUCACCGGCGCAAUAACCAAAGUCUUCCUCGGGCACCUACCCCAUGCUGGACAGCAGCAAACAACAAGACCGCAGAGCCAGGAGCUCCUGGGAAGGAGAACAAAGUCAAAGAGAAACCCACCCCUAGCAAAGUCGCUCCUUCAGGCUCGGUGAGGUUUAAGCUGCCCAACAAGCUCAAAGCAGACCCCCGUAACCGAAGAGUGCUGAUGGCACACAGUAUGGCUACGACGACGGUCGUGUCGGAAGAUAAAGUGUCACAGCCAACUCAGCUCUGUGCCAAAUCGAGCUCUCAAGAAUUGACUGCUAACCCCCAGGAACCUACUGUCAAUCAUGCCAAGCUCACCAGUAUGGUAGGUAGGAAGCCGGGCCUGAGGCUACAUCUGCAGGAAAUCCAUACUGUCUCCGGUGAGCUGCCUCUUUCUCAUGCUCCCUUUUCUUCCUCCUAUCCGGUGAGGCCCAAAGUGCAAGCCCGUUUGCAAUGCUUAGGACACUCCUUCCUACAUAACAUACCCCUGCCCUCCACGCCUUCGUCCCCCAGGGGGGUGGAUUUAGUUUCCACUGUGGAAUUCAGUGCCAUUAGAGCGUCUAUGAUCAAAAGGCGACUGUCCAAGAGAGCCAGAAACUAUCCAGGACCCAAGAGCAACCCUCCCCUCAGGUUGAUUGCUGUAGGCAAAAAUCAAGCUAUAGGGCCCAAGGAACACUUCUUUGUGCCUACGCAAACAGGAAAUCAUGUCGUUGGGAGUUGA